AUGCAAGCCAUAUGGGAUCUUAUUUCACAGUCCGAGCCAACUUGGAAGUGCCCUGAAGAUGCCAAACAGUAUACAACGCAUCUUGACAAGCUGCGUCUCAUCCAAUUUUUGAUGGCUCUUCAUCCAGAUGUUGAAACAGUUAGAGCAUCUCUUUUACAUCGGAGUCCUCUACCUACUCUUGAGAAUGCUAUUUCAGAACUCAUCUCUGAAGAAACACGGCUUGGCAUGCUAAAAUCUCGCCGAACAGACAUGGUCCUAGCUACUCCAUCAUCUACUAAAUUCUGCAAGAACAGCUCCAGUUCCGCUCAUACUUUAGCACGUUGUCCUACAGUUGAGUGUAGGUACUAUCACAAAAGGGGUCAUAUCUUACCUUACUGUCCAACGCGCCCACUCAAACCGGAUGAAGGAAAGGGAAAACUUAAUCCUAAGAAGGAGAGUUCUCAAUCAUCUUCUGCUAUCCCUGCUUCUGCCACCGAGUGUUCUAGCUCUACUACGACCACUCCCUCUCCGACCCUUACUCUCAGUGACCUCGAAAGCAUUCUCACCCAGCUUCGAGGUAAAUCUAGCACUACACCUGUGAUGUCGGUUCUUCUAGGAUCUGCAGACGGGACAAGUUAUUGGGACCGGACGUAA
Messenger RNA from Linum trigynum, 633 nucleotides. The record is from the annotation of a GenBank genome assembly. Lineage: Eukaryota; Viridiplantae; Streptophyta; Magnoliopsida; Malpighiales; Linaceae.